UUAUUCAUCAGGUCACGUGCUCCGUAAUAUUUCUAUUUUUAGAAUAUUAUUAUUUCCAAAGCAAAAUCGAAAGUAGUCUUGCAAUUUUACCGGAAAAAGGUAAUUUUCAAUCAAACUACAAGAUAAAGGUUUCUUCAAGUACAAAGUACAAAAUGGGCAUCUUUCUAUCUUUCUUUUCUAUCAAAGACAAAUUUACAGACCAGUGUGAGAAAGCAUUGAUGCAACUAGACACAGCUCUUUCUGGUCUUGCCUCAUCCGUCGACAAUGUUCACGUGACAGUUCAGCUUCUCCUUAACCUGCUUGAAGAGUUGGAUACAGGUUCUCAUAAUAUAGAGGGACUCCAGGAAGCUGUUAAUUUGACUAAGAAGUUACUUGCGAACAUUGAGAGGUCAUUGUACGGUCAGAAGUUUUCAUCAUUGCAAGGCGUAAGCACAUUUAUGCACCUGAUUAGAGAAAGGAAAGAGUUUAAAACGCUUAUGCAACAAGUACGAUGUAUACAUAAAUUAAGCAUUGAUGCAUACCUUGCUGAAUUUCCACAUGACGUAUUACGGGACGAAUCAGGAAGCAGUGUGGAUCUUGGAUAUGAAAUGAAAGAGUUAAAGAAGAAAAACGAUGAGCUUGAGGAGAAAUUAGCCGCUUUAGACAAAGAACUUCAAGAAAGAGAUGCAAAGAUUAAAGUUUUGCAAGAGGAAGUAGAAAUGCUGAAAUGCGAGUUGGAAAGUAAACAGCCCCAUAUUGAAACAUUACCAGUUCAGUUAUAUCACCAGAAAGGUGGUGAACUGAUAACUCAUAUUCGUGAAGAUCUGCUCAGCAAGUUAAAAACGCAUCUGGCACAAGAUAACAAAGAUUUGGAUGUGGUCACGUGCGAAACGUCUUACCAAAUUCAACCAGAUCAGCCGUUGCUUAUCUUAUGCACGAGUUCAUCAAGGCUAGGAACAGACGCCUUAAAUGCUAUUCAGGGAGUUCUCCAGAAGGAGAACACAGUAUUGCUGAUAUUCCACCAUAAAGAUGUGCACGCUUUACCGAAUCAGACGAGUGAUCGAGUACUGACUGGGCCUGAUUUCAAGACCCUUCGUGGCAUAUAUGACUUGGCGUUUCUUUCCGAGAAAGGGAUAUACGAAUGUAAUAUGAACUCACUUGCCAUUAAGUCGAUUAUUGACUUUAUUUGUUAUGUAUCAAAGGAAAAUGGUCAAGCUUAGAACACUACCAACGCGAAUAAAAUCGAGUGAAGAUUAGCUCGUGUACUGAUACAAUAUUAUUAGAUAAAGAAGUGGGGCAAGAAGGAAACACAUUAAGUACUGAUAAUAUUCGUCUAUGUUCACCUUAUAACAUGCAAACAUUCUAGUCAUUCAACAUUUUUAUUGGUAACGUUUUUUUUUACAUAAAACUCUGGUAAUUAGAUUUGUAAACGUAGAUUGGCGACAGAUUGACAGAGCAAUGUUAUCCGUUCAUUUCUAAAGAGAUGUUUGGAUAAAAAAAGUUCAUUGAUUGGUAUAUCUGGUCAUGUCAUUUAUGCAGGGAAAAAUAAUGAAAUAAUUAAGCUUAUUUAGUACAUAAGGCAGCUUUUGUAAAUGUUUCUUAAUUCUUUCAACUUUUAAAAAAAUAAUAAACCAUGCCAUCGUUUUAAUGUAUAGGUCAUGUUUCCUUUUCUGGGCCCGGCUUCGUAGGUAUUUGAUUACAACGACAUGCCUUGUUUUAAUGUUAUACUUCACUAUCAUUUAAAGUGGCAGAAAUCCUAUUUUGUACUACAAUUUCAUGUCACUUCUUUUAUCAAUUAUUAAAAUCUUAUGAAACUAUAAGCUUAUUAAGGAUUCUAUGUACAUGUAGUAUUGUAAAGAUCUGUUUGUAGAAAUGUAUUUUUCCGUUUUUCUUUUUAUAUGAAGAUUAUUUUUAAAACGUAUUUACUAUAUUACUAUACAUUGGCUGAGAUAUUUCAGUAUCACUUUCAAUUCAUUAUCAUGAUUAUAAACAAUUUUCAAUAAACGUGUCUAAGAUCA
This is a messenger RNA of Ruditapes philippinarum (Manila clam), 1997 nucleotides long. RefSeq lists its product as uncharacterized. NCBI's taxonomy places the organism in Eukaryota, Metazoa, Mollusca, Bivalvia, Venerida, Veneridae. The record is from RefSeq and is a predicted model, not a curated record. The transcript has 7 exons. Bases 153 to 1199 code for a protein of 348 amino acids.